Molecule: messenger RNA, 2000 nt
Organism: Dipodomys spectabilis (banner-tailed kangaroo rat)
Lineage: Eukaryota; Metazoa; Chordata; Mammalia; Rodentia; Heteromyidae
Gene: Parpbp
Product: PARP1 binding protein
Exons: 12
Coding region: 255-2000 (581 amino acids)
Biological process (GO): negative regulation of double-strand break repair via homologous recombination
Cellular component (GO): chromatin
Source: RefSeq, a predicted model, not a curated record
CCUUCCAGCCGCACGUCUGGCGUCUUCCUCAGCGGAGUUGGCUUCUCCCCGGGCAUCUUUGAGCCGAGUGAGUCCCGCCAGCCUCUUUCCAGCCUGCCUGCCUCACUGGGAGUGGCGACAAGAGUGCAUCUUGGAAUCCAGUUUCUAAAAACAAGUGUGUAUUACUGCUGUCACCUGUCGUGUUUUGUAAAGUGCCGCUGGCAUUCAGAGCUUGCAUAUUCAGUGUUUGACCUCUCACAUCAGGCUGGAAGAGAAUGGCUGUGCUUAAUCAGACCUCUGUCUUGGAUAUGAUUAAAGAGUUUAGAAGGAAUUGGCAUGCUCUUUGUAACUCUGAAAGAACUACUUUAUGUGGUGCAGACUCCAUGCUUUUGGCAUUACAGCUUUCCAUGGCAGAGAACAACAAACAGUAUGAUGGAGAAUUUACAGUCUCUCUCAGUGAUGUCUUACUGACAUGGAAAUACUUACUUCAUGAGAAACUGAACUUACCUGUUGAUAAUAUGGAAGUGGUUGACCAUUAUGAAGACAUUAAGAAGACUUACAGUGAUUUCUUGAAGAAUAGUAAUAUGUUAGAUCUGAUCGACAUUUAUAAAAAAUGUAGAGUUUUAACUGCUAAUUGUGAAAAUAAUGACAUGAUAUCUCCUAUUGAACUACGGGAUUUUCUGUCUGGCAAAAGUUAUGCAAUAGCUGAUGGAACUAAUGUUUACGAACCCACAUCACCAAUGAAACUCAAGCAGGAGAAUGGAAAGGUACAGCUACUAGCAAGGAAAAUUGUCUUUUCAUAUUUAAACUUGCUAGUGAAUUCAAAGAAUGACCUGGCUCUGGCUCACAUUCUGAAUAUUCCUGAUAGAGGACUUGGAAAAGAAGCCUUCACUGACUUGAAACAUGCUGCUCAGGAGAAACAGAUGUCUAUGUUUUUGGUGGCCACAUCGUUUAUUAGAACAAUAGAACUUGGAGGGAAAGGAUAUGCACCAUCAUCAUCUGAUCCUUUAAGGACCCAUAUAAAGGGAUUGUCUAAUUUUAUUAAUUUCAUUGACAAAUUAGAUGAGAUUCUUGGAGAAGUACCAAAUCCAAGCAUUGCAGGGGGUCAGAUACUAUCAGUGAUAAAGAUGAAGCUGAUUAAAGGCCUGAGCAGUGGGAAUCCUUUCUGUAAAGCAGUUGAGGAAGUUGUUGAGGAAUUGGACUUAAGGAUUAAAAAUAUUAUCAGUUCUCAACAAAGCGGUGUUGCUGUUAGCACCUCAGACAUCAGUCCUGCUCGGCCAAAAUCAUAUGCCAUAAACCAUGGUACUGCAUACAGUGGUAGAGAUACCGUGAAAACUUUGUUAGUUCUUUUGGAUGAAGAAGCAGCCAGUGCUCCUACUAGUAACAAAGCAGAGCUCUUAUAUGAUGAUGAAAAUACAAUUUAUCACAGUGGAACUUCUAUUCUUACACUUUUUAGAUCUCCCACACAAGUGAAGGUUAAUUCAUCCAUGAAACCCCUAAGAGAACGCAUCCAUAAGUCAAUGCAAGAAGAAAGAAUUAAGAUGAAGCAACCCUUAAUUAGAUCACAGUUUGCUUGUACUUACAAAGAUGACUACAUGAUAAGCAAGGAUAAAUGGAAUAAUGCCAAUUCUGCAUCAAAGCCUUUGCGUGUUCUUCAUGAGGAAAAUGACCUUUGUGAGGGCAUAUAUUCAUCUAUUGGAAGAUCAACAAUGAAAAUAAGCUCUGGAAAUACUCAACUGGACAGAAAUAAAAACAACCAAAUAUUAAGAAAAGCAAGUAGUCAGGAAGGAAAUAAAUGCUCCAAAAGGAAGCAGGUGGACUUGGAUGAUGAAAAUAUUGUCUGUGAUAAUGGAAAUGAACUACCUCAACAUAAAAAUCUUAAAACACUUAAGACAUUGAACGAGCCACAGAAUAAAUUGAGUAGCAAACCAGCUCACACAGCAAAAGGAGGCAAUAACUUUACUGCCAAGAACAAACUGAUUGCUGGCCAGACAAAGUUAACUCAGUUUUUCAGACUAUGA